AGCGUCACUCUUCCUGUUAGAUCCGUAAUGACCCCAGUUUCCUGUAUGUUUUGACAUUAGUUGUUCCCAGGUUAUUCUGGAGUCAUGAACGCUGCUUCAGUGGUCCAGAGGCUGGCAGGAAUAUCUGGAGCUCUUGCAGUCGCAGCAGGUGCUUAUGGAGCUCACGGCUUCCGACACAGUGAAGCGAGUGAAUACCAGAGAGAGUUGUUUGAAACAGCAAACAAGUACCACUUCUACCACAGUCUGGCGUUGUUAGGAGCGGCUCGCUGUGGGAAACCAGCUCUGGCGGGUGCAGUCCUCCUCACGGGCAUGGGUUGCUUCUGUGGGCCGCUCUACCACCAGGCCUUCACCAACGACCCCAGCCUCAGCAAGCUGGCCCCGAUCGGAGGCUCGUUGCUCAUCGUGGGCUGGGCUGCAAUGGCUCUUUGAACCCUAUGUUUAUGCAUUAGAUGAUGUUUUGUCAUUUGAACAAGAGAAAGAGGAGAUAUGGGGUUGCUGAGGGAGAAAAAGGGUGGAGAAUUUCACAUUUUAUCUAAAACCCUUUUCACUCACGUCUGGAAAGUGAUGAUAAGGCCUUGAGAUCAAACAUAACUCUUUUAUUGUCACAGGCAUCUUUAUUUUGUCAGCAUGGCGGAAAAAAAAAAACUUUUGAGAAGCUUUCCUUAUUACCGUGAAUGAGUCACACUCUGUCUUGAAAGCGUUUGUACAUGUUUCCUUUGUUUGAACAAAUAAAGCUGUCUGAGAAGUUGA
Messenger RNA from Pimephales promelas (fathead minnow), 750 nucleotides. RefSeq names its product transmembrane protein 256 (gene tmem256). Lineage: Eukaryota; Metazoa; Chordata; Actinopteri; Cypriniformes; Leuciscidae. The record is from RefSeq and is a predicted model, not a curated record. Gene Ontology annotation, cellular component: membrane.